Cuscuta epithymum is the source of this 2813-nucleotide messenger RNA. Lineage: Eukaryota; Viridiplantae; Streptophyta; Magnoliopsida; Solanales; Convolvulaceae. The record is from the annotation of a GenBank genome assembly.
GGUGCAACAGCAACAUGAUUAUAUGUUUACAUUCAGUGGACAACAAAGUAAACCAAACGGAGAAAAAAAGGUCCCUUUGUGGCUUUGUGCUCUACCCUCCUUUGUUUUCUCUUCAUCUUUACCACAGGAGUGUUUUUCUUGACUUUUUUACUAGUGAAUAAAACAUAGCUUUAACUAUUGUCUUCCUCUGUGUCUCCUUCCUUCAGGCCCCUUUAUCACCUUAAAAAAUAACUUUAGCAUAAACAUAUGAUUAUUAUUCCAACCACGGACUGCUUCAGCUAGAAAAUGUGCUGGAUUAAUUAAUUUUAAAUAAAUAAAAAAGAUGACCCACAAGAAAAGAAGUCUAAUCUAUGAUUUGGGCGCAUGCUUUUUGACAAAAGAACAAAUGCCCAAAGAAGUCUCCCAACAACAGCAACACUUCUAUUACUCCUUUAACAGUCACCACCGCCACCUUCUCUUGUUUCUCAAAAGUAAGCUCAUCUGUCUGCAAUGGAUCUGCAGGUAGACAAUAGCUCCCACCAGAACCUGUGCAACGAAUGGUGAUUUUACUGUCUUUUCUCCACAGAAACUUGAUAGUUUUCUUGUAAUAGUUAGUCUUUUAGUCUUUUAGGUUGAGAAUUUGCAAAAAGCUCCAUUCUUGGUGGAAAAAGUUGUACCUUUAUGGGUGUUUCGAGACGUUCCUAGUGAUAUUACCAUAGAAGUUGAUGGGUCAAUCUUUUCACUGCACAAGUUCCCCCUGGUGACAAAGAGUGGCCGGAUAAGAAAACUGACAUCAGAAUACAGGAACUCAGGCAUAUCACGAAUUCAGCUAGUCAGCUUACCCGGCGGAGCCGAGGCUUUUGAAAUGGCUGCAAAGUUCUGUUACGGCGUCAACUUCGAGAUCACGCCGGCAAACGUCGCCCACCUCUCCUGCGCCGCCGCCUACCUCGAAAUGACCGGCGACUACUCCGGCGACAACCUUUCAUCCCGAACACAAGAGUACCUCGAAAGCGUAGUUUAUAAGAGACUCGAAUUGUGCCUCGAAGUUCUCACCCAAUGCGAGACCCUCCUCCCACUCGCCGACGAGCUUAACAUCGUCCCCCGCUGCAUAGACGCCAUAGCUUCAAAAGCUUGCGCCGAGCAAAUCGCCAUAAGUUUCUCGAGAUUGGAAUAUAGCGGGUCGGGUCGGCUCCAUAUGAGCCGCCACGCGAGCUGUGAGGGGGACUGGUGGAUAGAGGACCUCUCUGUUCUUCGCGUUGACUUCUACCAGCGAGUCAUCGCCGCCAUGAAGUGCCGCGGCGUUCGGCCGGAAAGUAUCGCCGCUUCUUUGGUCAAUUACGCCCAGAAAGAGCUCAACAAGAAAAGCCCGAGCGAAAAUGAGAAGCAGGUUGUGGAAGCGAUUGUGGGCCUUCUUCCAGACGAGAAAUGCGUGAUACCCAUUGGGUUUUUAUUUGGGCUUUUGAGGAGUGGAGUGUCGCUGGACUGUGCAGUGGCUUGCAGGGUUGAUCUUGAGAGGAGGAUUGGGUCCCAAUUGGAGAUGGCCACGUUGGAUGACCUUUUGAUCCCUUCGUUUCGCCACGCUGGCGACACGUUGUUUGAUGUGGACACGGUUCAUAGGAUAUUGGUCUGCUUUUUCCAGCACAAGGAUGAGAGUGAUGAAGACGGUAUGGAAGACGAGUCGUCUGACGUGUUUGAUGAGUGUGAUACUCCUUUGCCGCCUUCCCAAACUUCACUCUUCAAAGUCGCGAAACUUUUGGACCAUUACCUUGCUGAAAUCGCACCAGAUGCCAACUUGAAACUUAGUAAGUUUAUAGCCAUUGCAGAGACGUUACCUACUCAUGCUCGAACAGUACAUGACAGUCUCUAUCGAGCCAUCGAUAUUUAUCUUAAGGCUCAUGGAGGGUUAUCAGAUCAAGACAAGAGAAGAGUGUGCAAGAUGAUAGAUUUCCAAAAGUUGUCACAUGAAGCUGGUGCACACGCGGCACAAAACGAACGCCUCCCGCUUCAAUCCAUAGUGCAAGUGCUUUACUUCGAGCAAUUGAAGCUACGGAACUCAAUGUUUAGCCCUUGUCCCGAUGACGAUCCAAAGCAACCAAUGAUCCAACAGUCAUGGAGGAUCAACAGUGGCGCUCUUAGUGCUGCCCUAUCACCCAAAGACAACUACGCGUCUCUUAGACGGGAAAAUAGGGAGUUGAAGCUAGAACUAACCAGGAUGAGGAUGAGGUUGAAUGAUUUGGAGAGGGAGCACGUGUUUAUGAAGAGGAAUAUAGAGAAGUCAAACUCUAAGCGGUUUGCGAGUUCUUUUACCAAAAAGAUGAGUAAAUUGAAUAUUUUUGGGGGUACAUCUUCAAGGGGGUCUAGUUCUCCCACAAAGCAGUCACAAAUAACCGAUUCUAAGCUAUCAGAAGGAACAUGAUCUUUGCAGUCCUAUAUCUCCAUAAUUUCUUGUCUUAUAAACAAUAGUUAUUGCUUGUAAAGUGUGUAGUAGUCUGUUAAAUUACUCCUUCCGUCCCAAAAUUUUCUUCCUAGUAGCUUGAUUUGGCAAACAUACAAAGAAACAAAUUUGUGUUAUUGUGUUUGACGUUAAGGAAAACAACAUCAAUCACACAAAUAUUUCUAAAAAAAAUGCCAAAACAAUAUUUUAGGGCAUCUUGUAAUAGGUAAAAAGUUGUGGGACGAAUGGAACACCUUGUAAUAUUUAUCAAUUAUCAGCCUUGUAUGUGUUCAUUCGAUCGGACUUGUAAUGUGUUCAUCCCUACUAUACCUUCAUUUUGUUCAGUUGUACACUUGUACAGAAAGAUGACUAAUGGGCUAAUGGCAGGAUUGGAAGACCU